AUGGCUACAGCUGCUAAAAAAGCUGCUGCUGCAGCUGCACAAGCACAGCAAUUGCAGAGGAGAUCCUCAACCUCAAUGGAGCAUAGCUCAUCAUUAUUAGAAGAAAUACGUAAAAUAAAUGCAAAAAUGGAAAGUAUGCAGACGAAUCUACAACAGGAAAUAAAAAGUCUGAGGACAGAUUUAAAACAAGACUUUAAAUCAGAAGUUAAGAAAAUCUCUCAGUCUUUGGAGGAAGUUAAAAAGGAUGUCAACCAAGCUAAAUCAAAGAUUAAAGACUUAGAAGUCAAAUCUAAAAAAUUGGAGGAAGCUACAACUAAGCUGGAUUUGCAACACGAGAGAGAUUUGGACCAAAAAGCUCUGGAAGAUCAAAAGCAUAGAGAAAACUGUCUAAAAAUCCGCGGACUGAAAGAACUUAAAAACGAAGAUUUAUAUGAUUAUGUUGUAACUACUUUAGCAGACUACAUGGAAAUCCCAAAAAUGGAAUAUCUUUGUGAAAUCAAUAAAACAUUUAGAGUGAACUCCACAUUCGCGAGGGAGCAAAAUAUAUCCAGGGACACGGUAGUUUAUUUUGUGAGGAAAAAAGCUCGGGAUGAUGUGUUAUUUCAAAGCUAUCAAAAAGAUUUGAUUAUUGAAGGUAAACAAGUCAAAAUCUAUAAAGAUGUGCCCAAAAGAAUUUUGAGGAAACGGGAAGAUUAUAAAUUCUUAACAACACAAUUGAGUAAAAAGAAGAUAUUUUAUAAGUGGGAAAAAUUAGAAGGACUUUCAGUAAACUUUAAGCAAAAAUGGUAUAAACUUAAUACAAUCCAAAAAGCUAAAGAUUUUUGGAAGAAAAAUGGGCAAGAAAUUCAGAAUACCUUUGUGAGACGAAAUAAAACAUAUCCACAGAACUCUACAAUCAAAGGCACAGUGCAAACUAGAAGCCAAAAAAAGAAGGAGGAGGCACAAGCCCAAACACAAGCAGAAAGGAAAGAUUCUUUGAAUAGAGAUGAGGAAGACGAAGACCUGGAUGAAAAUCAAGAGGAGGAGGGAGAGUUAGGAAGCGAUAGAAGAUCAUCCCUAGAUUCAACCGGAAAAGUAGAAGAAGGAGAGAAAGAAGAAGAAGAAGAAGAAGAAGAAGAAGAAGAAGAAGAAGAAGGAGAAGGAGAGGAGGAGAUUGACGAUAUAUAAUGGAAAGGCAAAACCUUCGGGAGUGGAACCCUUGCACCAAAUCCAAGGAAAGUAACAAAUUGGUGAAGAAGAAAAAUAUAGAAGAGAGAUAACAGUGC
Sceloporus undulatus (fence lizard) is the source of this 1265-nucleotide messenger RNA. Its product is annotated as glutamic acid-rich protein-like. The coding region runs from base 1 to 1167 and encodes 388 amino acids. The record is from RefSeq and is a predicted model, not a curated record. The transcript has 2 exons. NCBI's taxonomy places the organism in Eukaryota, Metazoa, Chordata, Lepidosauria, Squamata, Phrynosomatidae.